Messenger RNA from Gallus gallus (chicken), 2648 nucleotides. RefSeq names its product four and a half LIM domains 5 (gene FHL5). NCBI's taxonomy places the organism in Eukaryota, Metazoa, Chordata, Aves, Galliformes, Phasianidae. The transcript is spliced from 7 exons. Gene Ontology annotation, molecular function: transcription coactivator activity. Bases 368 to 1207 code for a protein of 279 amino acids. The record is from RefSeq and is a predicted model, not a curated record. Gene Ontology annotation, biological process: positive regulation of transcription by RNA polymerase II. Gene Ontology annotation, cellular component: nucleus; Z disc.
GUAUGCAACAGUCAUAGGUUAGUAAUCACGACUUUUUCCCUUCUCUGAAUUACAAGCCCAAGUGAGGUCUUUUGGAUUCCUUCUUUGUGGGCCACAGCGUAGCUGGGGACAAGUGGUGAUCCAUCAUUUUAUUUUUUCUUUCUACUAAAGAGUUUCAGGGUUUUGAGUUUUUAGCAGAAGUACCUUUUUCUUUUUGACAACUGUCUGAAAUAUGUUCCUUUGAGAUCCUCCUACACGAAGUUACCAGGAGAAGCAGCUUGGAACUAAAUAUAAUGCACCAUUGCUUAUUAUCUGGGCAAGAAAACUGUCAUCCAUUCAAUUACAUGAUUUUUCCAUCUUUCCAAACCACCUGGAGAACUCCACCAGAAUGACCAGCAAUCACUCAGACUGCCAUUACUGCCUGCAGUCUCUCCGUGGAAGGAAGUAUGCAUUAAAGGAAGAGAAUGCUUAUUGUGUUAGAUGCUAUGACAGCCUAUUUGCCAACUCCUGUGAGGAGUGCAAGGAACCUAUUGAAUGUGAUUCCAAGGAUCUGGCUUACAAAGGCCGCCACUGGCACGAGAGGUGUUUCAAGUGCACCAAAUGCAGCCGUUCUCUGGUAGAGAAACCAUUCGCUGCCAAGGAUGAGCUCUUGCUCUGUACUGAAUGUUACUCCAAUGAGUAUUCAUCAAAGUGUUUCCACUGCCAGAAGACCAUCAUGCCUGGUUCCCGUAAAAUGGAAUUUAAGGGCAGUUCCUGGCAUGAAUCCUGUUUUGUUUGUCAGUAUUGCCAGCAACCACUGGGAACAAAACCACUGAUCACCAAAGACAAUGAGAAUUACUGCGUACCCUGUUUUGAGAAACAAUUUGCUCAUCGUUGCUACUCUUGCAAAAAGGUAAUAACUUCUGGGGGAGUGGCCUACCACGACCAGCCUUGGCAUAAAGAGUGCUUUGUGUGUGCUGGAUGUAAAACUCAGCUGUCUGGGCAAAGGUUUGUUUCCAAAGAUGAGUAUCCAUACUGUGUAGAUUGUUUCAGCAAGUUUUAUGCUAAGAAGUGUACUGCUUGCAAGAAACCUAUUACAGCUCUUGGAGGUGCCAAAUUUGUCUCAUUUGAAGAGUGUCAGUGGCAUGAGGAAUGUUUUAACUGUGCAAGAUGCUCAGUCUCACUGGUGGGCCAAGGAUUCCUCACCAAGCAGGAUGCAGUCCUUUGCCAUGAAUGUGGUUCUUCGUAGUUCUGUGGAGAGCUAUAAAGAUGAAUUAUUCUCACUAUAUAACCAUGUACUUUGUUACUCUGCAGUAAGAAAAUCAUUUAAAAGGUGUAUCACUUAUUUAGCAAUUCAAGUAACUUUCCAACAGCAGUUUAAUUCCAUCACAGUUGUGAACUUCUUGUUAUAAAAAUAAAUAAAUAAACAGCCACAUACUGCCUCAGAAAACAGUGCAGAAAAGAUUAGUAUAUAUUUUAAAUAUAACUGCAGUAUGUUUCUCCUUGUAACACACUGCACUCUGCUGUUAGAAACUUUAACUUUCAUUUCCCACGAACCAAGGAGGUGUAUAGAAAGUCUAUGUGACAUAUAUCUAGUUAUGAGGCAUUAGCAUUGCAAGUGAGGAGGAGGUACGUGUACACAAAGAGACACCAAGUCAGGGAAAUCCAUUCCAGGGCCAGAGAAAGGGAUAAAAGAUCCUUUCCCUCUCUUUAUUGAUAUUGUUGAGAGUGCUCAUCAGAAAAAUAGAAUUUCCCAUAAAUUUAGUCAUCCAAAAAACUGAACGAUAGGUCCUUUCCCAAAACUGGUCAAUUGCAUUUUAUUUUUCAGGCAUAAAUGUUUUAGAACAUGAACAAACCCUUUUUUAAUUUUAAUUUUUAUUUUUAAAUCUACUGUAAGAGGUACAGAUUGCCCAAGGUUGGAUAGUGGUAAUGUAUAGUUUCCAAUAUCUAAUAUGAUUUAAAACUGUCUCCAUUAUCUUCACUAGACCUUCAAGUGCACUCUUAAAAUAUAGUUUCUCUUAUUUGAGGCAAGAGCCAACACACAGCUGUCCCUUUAAACUACAUUUUUCCUCCCUUCAACACUCAUUUGCCAGCAGUCAAAAUACUGAUAAUGGCUUUACCAUUUCUGCACUGCAGUCUUUGAUUCACAGUCAACUCCUUUUCUUGUAAACGUCCACUUGUCUGUAGCAGGCUAUCAGCUGCUCAGAGCCAAUACCUAGUUCAUUCUGCCACGUGCCAACAUGCAUGUGCCAAUAUUAUGUCAAGAAUUUGUAAUGUUGCCAUAUCAAGGUAGGCAGUGCUCACAUGUAGUACCAGGUAGUAGUUUCUCUUUCCUUAGCUCAUGCUAUAUACACACUAUAUGUUACAAUGGCCUGACUCAUUCUGCAGUAUCUCUACCAGGCCAUGGUGUAGGAUACCGCGGUUCUAUGCCUAUUAGAUGUUGUUUUGCUCCUCAUCUCACGUGUCUGAAAAUUGUUCUCCUUUAGACUCUGAUGUUGAAAACUUACAGUUAUUUGUCUGACUUGAGAGCACUUUAUUCAUACUGAAUUAUGUAGAUGCUGCUUCAAGUAGAAAAAGGAGAAAAAAAGAACUUGUAAGCAUAGCUAAGCCAGAGCUAUAUGGCAGUGGCAUAAAAUCAACAAGUACAUAGCAAUCUGUUUCCCAAUCAAUAAAGUAUUAAUCUUCUGCUA